Molecule: messenger RNA, 912 nt
Organism: Nothobranchius furzeri (turquoise killifish)
Lineage: Eukaryota; Metazoa; Chordata; Actinopteri; Cyprinodontiformes; Nothobranchiidae
Gene: hsd17b8
Product: hydroxysteroid (17-beta) dehydrogenase 8
Molecular function (GO): oxidoreductase activity, acting on the CH-OH group of donors, NAD or NADP as acceptor
Source: RefSeq, a predicted model, not a curated record
CCCUCUAGUGAACAGACCAAACAUUACAUAAACAGAAAACCGUCAUGGCGGCCACCGCCAGACUCCUAUCAAGGUUGACUCUGGUUACAGGCGGAGGCAGUGGGAUUGGACGGGCGGUGUGCCAGCGUUUGGCCUCUGAAGGAGCUUCUGUGGUGGUCGCUGACAUCAGCGAGGAGUCAGCUAAUGAGACGUUAGGGAGUUUACCGACGGACCUCAGAGGGCAGGUUCACCUGGCGGCUGCUGUAGACGUGUCGUCUAAGGAGAGCGUAAAGAAGCUGGUGACGAGUAUACAGACCCAUUACUUCCAGCCUCCUUCGGUGUGUGUGAAUGCAGCGGGCAUCACUCAGGACGACUUCCUGCUCAACAUGGAGGAAGAGCAGUUUGACAGAGUCAUCCAGGUCAACCUGAAGGGUUCAUUCUUGGUGACUCAGGCUGUCGCUCAGGCUCUGGUGGCUUGUGGAGCUCCUAAAGGAUCCAUCAUCACGUUGGGCAGCAUCGUAGGAAAGGUUGGGAACCUCGGACAGGUCAAUUAUGCAGCAUCUAAAGCUGGAGUUGAAGGUUUGACCCGGACGGCUGCUAAAGAACUCAGCAGAUUUGGGAUUCGUUGUAAUUGCGUGUUGCCUGGUUUCAUAUCAACACCGAUGACGGAAAAAGUACCAGAGAAAGUCAUCAACAAGAUGAUGUCAUUGGUGCCUCUGGGAAGAAUUGGCGAACCUGCAGAGGUCGCUGAUGUUUGUGCCUUUUUAGCUUCUGAUGACUCUCGGUACAUCACAGGAGUCAGCAUCGAGGUCACAGGUGGACUCUUCAUUGGUUAAAACAUCCUUCUGUUGACCUGGAGACAGAUUUCGUCAUAAUUACUACUAUGUUAAAUAGUUUAUUUGUAAAUCUGUAUUAAACAACCUGUUGACUGUG